Molecule: messenger RNA, 474 nt
Organism: Cercopithifilaria johnstoni
Lineage: Eukaryota; Metazoa; Nematoda; Chromadorea; Rhabditida; Onchocercidae
Source: the annotation of a GenBank genome assembly
AUGAGACAAGCUUUGUGCACUGUAGUUGGCAUUUAUUCUUGCUCAUUGUUCGUUGUUCAAGCUGAGCGAGUUCAGUGCGGUGGCACGGUAUCAUCAGAAACAAGAAGGCACGUGGAUGCAUACGUAUGUCCGACAAAAUUACAUCGUGAAAUAGAGAAUAGAUGUUGCAAUCCGCCUAAAUUUAAUUGCUGCCGUGAACCAACAUUUUUUGAGAAUCACUUAACAGCGACAUUAUCCACUUUGUUGAUUGUCACUUUCGCCUUACUAACAACUGUCAUCGUAAUUUGCCUCUGUUGGGAGAAAUGCUUGCUGCACAAAAUUAUCCGAAAGAAACCAAAGCUUGAUUACAUCGCUCGACCAGAAGAAACGGAACAUCUUAAUGGUUUGAGUUUGCCAAAUGAGUACUGCAGUGAAGGGCAUGCCUAUGAAGUGAAUACAGAUAUCAUCUAUCGACCUAACAAAGAUUCCCUAUGA